UAAUCGACUCUGACAGCUGACACCCAAAUAUUUAAUCAAAAUAAAUCAAAGUUGAACUGUACUUAAACUAUUUACCACUGUUUUGAACGAUCUUUGAACUUUCUGAUUAUUAAAUAGUGAUAAUGUACAUAAAUUAUCGAACCGUAGUGAAAAGAUAAAUAAUUAAUUAGUGUGAAAUACAUUAUUGUUGAAAUCUAAGGUCUUUACUUGAAUUUUAUUCCAUUGCUGCUUCAAGAACAUUUAAUAUUUGUUGUUUUUAGUUUUGAUAAAAAUGUCCAUAAAUAAACUAGUUGGAGGUGACUGUGGUGGAAACAAUUCGCUUGUUCAGUUAUCAAAUAUUGUGAGUAGAGAUGCAUCAAUCGCCCAACCGCUUACGCAAGCUGAUAUGUUUGUCCAUGAGUUUAUGGGACAAAAUCCUAAUAUUCCCCAAACAUUUAACAUGAAUUCAUUGCUUAAUAAUAUCCAUGAAGUGGAUAAGGGUAUUAUCAAAAGUGCACCGAUUCCAACAAAUAGUCAAAUGCAGGCUAUUGGUCCCCAAGUAAAUAUGUCUUGGUUACCAGGACCUUCAACAUCUUUCAUGCCACAACAACCCCUGUUUAGACCUUUUCAUAUGCAGCAACCCUUAAUGCAGUCUAAACCUAUUAGUAAUGUUAAAAUUGAAUAUAUGAAUGAAGAAGAUGUGGCCACUGCUACAGAUAAUGAUGUUCGUGCGAAAGCUCAAGAAUAUGUGGAUGGUGUUAAAGAGGAUGAUGAAUUAGCUUAUAAUCAGUUUAUGUCAUUUAUGAAAAAACUAAGUGCAGGAGAAUUGAAUUUAGGUGAAACAGUGGAUAGUGAUCAAAGAAAAUUGAGUAAAGAUGAAAUUUUAGAUGAAAUGCAAGAAAAGUAUAAAGAUGAAUGGGCCAAAUUAAGUGAUGUUGGAGAUUACUGGAAUACAGAAGAAGCUAAUGGCAUUGCACAAGAAUAUAGCUUUACUGAAGGGAAUAUAAUGCUAGAGAAUAAAAGUGCUCUUGAUAUUGGUAAAGAAAAAUUAAAAAUGGGUGAUAUUCCUGGUGCGGUCUUGUGUUUUGAAGCUGCAGCCCAACAGACUCCUGAUUCUGCUGAAGCUUGGUUUUUAUUAGGGAGUACACAAGCUGAAAAUGAACAAGACCCUGCUGCAAUUACAGCAUUGAAAAAAUCCUUGGAAAUAGAUCCAAGGCAGUUGGAAGCUUACAUUACUUUGGCUGCAGCUUAUACAAACGAAAACAUGCCUAAAUUUGCAUUUAUGUCAUUGUUGGACUGGUUAAAAGCUAGCCCAAAAUAUAAUGAUUUAUUCCCUCAUGAUAUUGACCCAAAAAAACUGGAUUUAAAAUCUUUAGAAACCCAUGUGAAAUCAUUGUAUAUAAAAGCAGCCCAAUUAAAUCCAUCUCAAAUUGACCCUGAUGUUCAAAAUGCAUUAGGAGUGGUGUUUAAUAUCACCCAUGAACAUGAUAAAGCUGUAGAUUGUUUUAAAUCUGCUUUGAUGAUAGCUAAUGAAGACCCUAAAUUGUGGAACAGACUUGGAGCAACAUUAGCUAAUAGUGAAAAAUCAGAAGAAGCAGUUGAUGCCUAUCAGCAAGCAUUGAACUUAGAGCCAGGUUUCAUUAGAGCUCGAUAUAAUGUGGGUAUAACUUGUAUGAACUUAGGAGCUCAUAGACAGGCAGCAGAACAUUUCCUGGUAGCAUUAAAUCAACAAUAUAAAUCAAAGAAUAUGCAUUCAGAGUCAACAAACAUAGAUACCAGUUCAUCAACAAUCUGGACAACACUAAGGAUGGUUUGUUCCUUUAUGGGUGAGCAUGAAGUUGCAAAAUUAGUUGAUGAACGAAAUCUAAUUGAACUCAAUAAAUUCUUUGGAACAGAAUAAUUAUAG
Achroia grisella is the source of this 1885-nucleotide messenger RNA. It is a transcript of the gene Pex5, whose product is annotated as peroxisomal targeting signal 1 receptor. Gene Ontology annotation, molecular function: protein binding. The transcript has a single exon. Gene Ontology annotation, cellular component: cytosol; peroxisomal membrane. Lineage: Eukaryota; Metazoa; Arthropoda; Insecta; Lepidoptera; Pyralidae. Bases 272 to 1879 code for a protein of 535 amino acids. Gene Ontology annotation, biological process: protein import into peroxisome matrix, docking. The record is from RefSeq and is a predicted model, not a curated record.